AAAAUCGUUUUCGGGGCGAUUGUAAACACAUAUAUUAGACAUUAGCAGUACAGGCGUUGCACAGGCAGCCUGUUCGGCGCGGUUUUAUUGAUACGAGCUGUGAUGUUGCACUCAUCGCAUGGUGACGGACAGGAAGGGGUUAAUUUUUUCCGCCGCCGACAUUUUUUUUUCGGCGCUCAACGACAACUUUUUAACUUAACAUGGGCCAAGAACUGUCACUGCGUCCUUCACCCGGAGCGCACCACACCCGCGCUGCGGCCCGCGUGGUGAAGACCCAGACUUUCUUCAGACAUGUCUGUGAGGGAGUCCUUCAACCCUGAAAGCUACGAGCUGGACAAGAACUUCAGACUCACGCGCUUUGCUGAGCUCAAGGGUACUGGGUGCAAGGUGCCCCAGGAUGUUUUACAGAAGCUGCUGGAAGCUCUACAGGAGAACCACUAUCAAGAAGAUGAACAGUUCCUGGGGGCGGUCAUGCCCCGAUUAGGCAUAGGAAUGGACACCUGUGUGAUCCCCCUCAGACAUGGAGGCCUUUCUCUGGUCCAGACAACAGAUUACAUCUACCCCAUUGUGGAUGACCCCUACAUGAUGGGAAGAAUUGCUUGUGCCAACGUUCUAAGUGACUUGUAUGCCAUGGGCGUGACGGAGUGUGACAACAUGUUGAUGCUUCUGGGAGUCAGCAACAAAAUGUCAGAGAAGGAGAGAGACAAAGUCAUGCCACUGGUCAUCCAGGGAUUCAAGGACGCGUCAGAGGAGGCCGGCACAUCUGUAACAGGCGGACAGACAGUGCUCAACCCCUGGGUGGUCAUGGGAGGAGUCGCUACGGCAGUCUGCCAGCCGAACGAAUUCAUCAUGCCAGACAAUGCAGUGCCAGGAGACGUGUUGGUGUUGACCAAGCCGCUCGGAACACAGGUGGCCGUUGCAGUACAUCAGUGGCUGGAUAUUCCUGAAAAGUGGAACAAGAUCAAGUUGGUGGUGACCCAGGAGGAUGUGGAGCUGGCCUACCAUGAAGCAAUGAUGAACAUGGCUCGACUCAACAGGACAGCUGCUGGCCUCAUGCACACCUUCAACGCUCACGCAGCCACCGACAUUACAGGGUUCGGCAUCCUAGGCCACGCUCAGACGUUGGCACGACAACAGCGAAGCGAGGUGUCGUUUGUCAUCCACAACCUCCCAGUGCUUGCCAAGAUGGCGGCCGUGUCGAAGGCUUGUGGGAACAUGUUUGGACUGAUGCACGGCACCUGCCCCGAAACAUCCGGAGGCCUGCUGAUUUGUCUGCCUCGGGAGCAAGCUGCCCGCUUCUGUGCAGAGAUCAAAUCCCCAAAAUACGGUGAGGGCCACCAAGCGUGGAUCAUCGGCAUUGUAGAAAAAGGAAACCGCACCGCGCGCAUCAUCGACAAACCACGGAUCAUAGAGGUGGCACCACAAGCAGCCACGCAGAACGUCAACCCGACUCCCGGUGCGACCUCUUAAUCCGCCUUUGCAUCACAGACCGGAAACCCCGAAACCUCUCCAGAGUGUUUGUUUUAGACACAUAAACUACAAAACCAUCCUAGGGUGUUUGAAAUAUAUACACAAAAUAGUAUGUACACAGAAAAGACUGCGUUGGCGUGUAUCUACGUGAGAAACAGCCCCACACAGUGGCCCAAGGGGCGUGUCGUCCCCCAGCGGACUCAAACUAGCAGUAUCCCAGUGACGUAACGAUUGACGAGAACGAGAGCAUACUUCAAAUCCAUUGGCCUUUUUAUGUCUGUUGUGUUCCGUUAUGCUACAUGUGUGCGAUCAGCAGGCAACUUCUGGUAAGAGGGCGAUAAGGACGAAGACAAUAAUAGGAUACUGUUGAUUCAUUUUCAAUCUUAGGAAGUCUGGUGUCUGCAACCUCUUUGGCUCUUUUAAAAUUGCUCUCAUCAAGCAGGCGGACCGCUUAAUUUUUGUUUGUCCAUUAACUUUGUACAGAUAUAAAGUCUUGUUUUAGUUCUUUGCCGUGACUGAUGCCUUGAAAGAAAGAGUGAACAGAAUGGUUUGUUUUUUAUUACUUUGACUUUUUGCAUUGUCCCCACCUAAACUAAUAAAUAUUAAAAUAGAAAAUGGCUUGUUUUUUGCCCGCUCUUUGGGAGCCGCAUUCAAAAAUCAAAUGUUUUUACAUCCAACAACAACUGAUGUUGAUUGUGCAUUGACGUGAAGUCACAGAUCAGGAGCUGAACCUUGUGUUAAAAACUUUAUUUAGGGUCAAAAAAGUUGUAUAACUAAGACCAAGCAGCCUGGGGGGUGUUUAUGAUUAGUGGUCAUGUGGUUUUCUCUCAAUGUUCCAGUCUGUCAAACACUUAAAAAAGCUUCCAGCUGAUCAAAGUCCAGAUUGGUUUUGUUUACCCUAGAAGUCUGAAUGAACCUGUAAAUGUUCAUAUGGAUACCAGGAGCACAAUAUGACAUUCACCCCACCUCUUACAAUAAACCUCUCUUAGUCAAUUCAUGCAUAAGAAUGGAAAAUAACUGUAACUAACUAUAUAUAAAUAUAUAGUAAAAAUAUAUAUAUAUAUACUUUAUAGAAUAAAUAACUGUUUACAUGUCCCCUGUUAAGCAUGAUUACAGAUUGAGAUGUAUGCAGGAUAAUGUACAUUUGAUAAAAAAAACAGCAAUUUUAUAAUAAAUAUUGUUAUGUUACAUGA
This is a messenger RNA of Gasterosteus aculeatus aculeatus (three-spined stickleback), 2663 nucleotides long. RefSeq names its product selenide, water dikinase 1-like. NCBI's taxonomy places the organism in Eukaryota, Metazoa, Chordata, Actinopteri, Perciformes, Gasterosteidae. Gene Ontology annotation, biological process: L-selenocysteine biosynthetic process. Gene Ontology annotation, cellular component: cytoplasm. Gene Ontology annotation, molecular function: selenide, water dikinase activity; ATP binding. The record is from RefSeq and is a predicted model, not a curated record.